GGGUCCUCCCUCGCUUGGUAAAACUGCAGUGUUCAGCGGUGCAGUACUGGACGAUAACUUCCCGUACUGGAUUUGACAGCGCGCACAGGAGGAGAGGUUUUACGCACGAGCUCCGUUUGCGAUCAUUACCGUUUGGAGGGAAGAAAAACUGCAAAGGAGGAAAGAACCUGUUCUCAUGGUGGGUGUUUCACCGGUCCAUCGAGGAGAUCGCGGUGCAGAGCUGGCUGACUGAAAGGCACCUCCACUCAGAAUGGAUUACGGUAGGACCAUGGCCCCUCCAGUGCCUCCUCAUAAACCCAAACCUACCCGGCCAGGACAGGCGCAGGAGCGGCUGCUGAAGUGCGUCCUGCUGGGCGAUGGAGCGGUGGGGAAAACCAGUCUGGUGGUCAGCUACACCACGAAUGGAUACCCGACGAAAUACGUCCCUACUGCAUUUGAUGACUUCACGGCUGUGGUUCAGGUGGAUGGGAGCCCAGUCAGACUACAGUUGUGUGACACUGCGGGACAGGACGAGUUCGACAAACUCCGCCACUUCUGCUACAGUCGGACAGACGCCCUGUUGCUCUGCUUCAGCGUGGUCAGCCCCGCUUCCUUUCAAAACGUCUGGGAGAAGUGGGUCCCCGAAAUCCGCCGCCGCUGCCCCCUCACGCCCAUCAUCCUCGUAGGGACGCAGUGCGACCUGCGGGAGGACGUCAAAGUGCUAAUCGAGUUGGCAAGAAGGAGGGAGAGGCCGGUGCCGGAGGAAGAUGCCAGGGCGCUAGCGGAAAAAAUUGGGGCUGUGACGUACGUUGAGUGCUCGGCACUGACACAAAAGAAUCUGAAGGAGGUGUUUGAUGUGGCCAUCUCUGUGGGACUGCGACAGUCUGAUAGGCGAGCGCGGCGGGAGAGGAAGGUCCGCAGCACAGCCGAUAAGAUGAAGAUGCUCUCCAAGGCCUGGUGGAAGAAAUAUGUGUGCGUCCAGUAGGGGGGAAGGAGAUAAUAUUUCUGUAACUGAUGUAAAACUGGAACUGCUGACGUAUUUGGGAGUGUUGAGUUGGAUGUAAGGACUCCUUGUUACUUUCACAUGGACGGCCUCAAAUGACCUACUGUGACUUUAAUUCGAUGGAGCAACAGUUCAGCAGGGGCACCUGGCUAAGCUAUAUGGCUGUUUGAGGAUUUGAUGGUUUUACUUUGACCAGAAAAGACCCUACGUUGAUGCCUAAGAGACAGUAUAAGGUUGUAACCACUGUCUGCUCUUCAGAGCCGGUAUGUAAAAUGUGACUGUGACCAUCAUGGAACCAAAACUUAUGGCACUAGGAAAGUGUUACGGCUCAUGGACUGCAUAUCAUACAGAACUUGUCCAAAGGAAUUCCAGCUGACUUGGGGGUCGUUAAGGUGAUGAUAUCGCAUAUUAAAAAUAUACUCUUUCUUUUUUAUGAUUUGGUUCAUUUCUUUAUCAAAGUAUAUUAUUUCAUUUGAUCUACACUGUAACUCGGAUUUCAAGGCUUGUAAUAGAUUUUUUCCCGAUUUUCUUUUCAAUUUUGUUUUAUUGAAUUCAAAGCGUGAACUGCUCCGCCUAAAAGCCCAAAUUAAACAUUGCAAGCCCUGCACUUUUUCCUAAAUGAGAGGCAUCUGUGAGUCAAAUAGCUUCUAAAAAUAGGCUCUGUAGUUUAUCAGAUUUAACUCAUCCUUUUAAAAAUUUACAAUCAAAUGUAUAUGAGUAUAAUUUUUUUUUAAUGGAAUGAUGAUGACAUCUCCAGGAUGUGUAUGACCGUUUUGAAUGGUGUGUGUUAUGCUACAGGCUGUUGUAGUUUUGUCACAGCUGUUAAUUGGCCAUUAAGCUCCUUUACCAAUAGAUUGAUUUUGCAAAAUAUUAAUGGCAAAGAUCAAAUACCGAUCAUCAUCCAACCAACACAAUCUGGAGAACACAUCUCUGCUGUACGUUUAUGGAAGAUUUAGCAAUAUCGGUUUUCACUUUGACUGAUUCCGAAAUGUUAAAGCCAGUUCGACUUCAUGAUAUUUUGUUACUGUUACAAUGUUGCAGCAAUACAUGGGUUAUACCACUGUACCUUGGUUGUAUUAUCCACAUUUCAAGCACAUCACUUAAGUCUGGCCAUGUAACGGUCUUUGGACCAGUGAAAGAGUGGAAAUCCUUCUUCAAAAGUAGGAUCCAAGCAGGUAAAGGCUCUUAGCUGCUCCGCUCACUGCUUUGGAUGAUCAAAGGGUCUUUCGUUGUCAGUCAGUAUAAAACCAAACUCUCUCCACUUUUGAGAUUAUGCAGUAAAUGAGGUGAAAUCGCCAAAGAGACUGAUUCUGUGUUUGCUUCUUAUUUUUCAGAAGCCUUUCAUUCAUCUGUCUAUUUAUCUGUUCUUUCUGGGCCAAUAACUGAUCAACAGCAAUACACAGCAGAUGUAUGAGAUCUCACACGCCAUUAUGUAUGUUACAUAGUGAUCAUUUGAUGUUUGUAAUGUCAUCAGGAUAAAUCUGCUUGUACAGAUACAGUAUAAGUGACUCGGUCUUUGUCUGUGCUGUCCCAACUCUAAAUGGGCUCCGUAUGAUUGUUUCAGUUUGUGUCUGAUUCUGCCAUGAGAGAAGAUCUUUGGGUUUUAUGAGUGGAACUAAAUAAAAUGUGAAAUAUUUAA
This is a messenger RNA of Haplochromis burtoni (Burton's mouthbrooder), 2621 nucleotides long. RefSeq names its product ras homolog family member Ub (gene rhoub). The record is from RefSeq and is a predicted model, not a curated record. Gene Ontology annotation, biological process: small GTPase-mediated signal transduction. Lineage: Eukaryota; Metazoa; Chordata; Actinopteri; Cichliformes; Cichlidae. Bases 251 to 964 code for a protein of 237 amino acids. The transcript has 3 exons. Gene Ontology annotation, molecular function: GTPase activity; GTP binding.